Messenger RNA from Protopolystoma xenopodis, 4023 nucleotides. Lineage: Eukaryota; Metazoa; Platyhelminthes; Monogenea; Polystomatidea; Polystomatidae. The record is from the annotation of a GenBank genome assembly.
AUGAGACGGGCUGGACUGCAAUUUUGGCAUCCCUUGGGUCUCAUCAGUGCCCUCAACAAGAAGCAGCGUAUAUUUUUUAAAGCAUAUUACCGUGACUACCGGGCUUCAUGCAUUAGUCGAGAUCCACUGGAUUCGUUAUUGUGUGAAGAAGAGGAACAGGAAGAAGGUAAAUCAUUUUCUACUAGAUCAUGCGAGUUUCAUCUACUCCCACCAUCUUUCGCCUCCUGGCUAUCUCGCCAAGGCCUUCGGCCAUUCAGGGCCCUGGUAUCCUAUCUGAUGACCUGUUUGCAUCAACAAGAGCAAUUCUUGGUUCAUGGCCCUCCUACAUCUCUCGGGCUGGAUGAUACUCACUCGCUUAAUGUCAAUCAACAUAAAAAGUAUCACUACUCUGGCCAAACUCAUGGCCAUCUGCAGUCUCAACACUCUCAUCUCGCUUCUUCCGGCCUCCUUGGAGUAUCAUCAAAUUCACCCCUUGAUUUAUCCAUCCAGACUGGGCAACUUACCCAGCCACCCAUUAGCAACAAUCAAAAACAUCAGCAUCACUUUCCUUUUUCUCGGAUGUUCAGCCAACCGAUUGACGCUGGGGGUCCUGAGGUAGGGAGUACUGGUCUGCUCCAGCGAAUGGCUUUACUUGGUACUCAAUCUGCUGCUACAUCGCGAUCUCGUUCAAGCAAAGCCGUCUCUGCCUCCGUUUCUGGUUCGAAUGGCCAUCUGGGAUUGGUUUCUGGUCCGCAUGCAUCAUCUUCAUCGCCUUCAAGUUUACCGCAUACUCGCCUUGUGAUGCCUACUGCUGGAGUCCUCCGCAUUGAACUGAUUCGUGAUUGUACAGAAGGCUUGUUAUCCUCUUCCAUGGCCAGCUGCCACGGGCCACAGAUGACUUCUAAUUCUACAUCAUCCUCGAUCUCGAGCUGCCACACCUCAUCCUUCCUUGGACGCAACAGCCGACGCUCUAGUGGCCUGGGUUCUGUUUCCGAGUUCGCCCCUGGUACAUCAUCUGGUUCAGCUUCUUCGGCGGGCCUCGGCUCUUCUUCAACCAACCCGAGUUCUAAAUCAGGUUCUGUUGGUUUGGGCUAUUGGAGUUCCAUUCCGACUUCUCUUCCACUUCGUAUUUCAAGCCUAACAAAUGUGCAGUGCCUCGAGAGGAUUCUCGCUCAACGUAACUACAUACAUUCGCUAAUGGACAACUAUAGUCCUCUCUCCUAUGAGCCUCUCCAUCAAGCAUCUAGUGCUUUAGCUGGAGGAACCUAUUCUACACCGACCUAUUACGAGGAUCCCCUUGAGUUUGAUCUCUGUGAUCUAUCUGCCACAGUUCAGCCUACUUCAAAUUACGCCAGCUCAGAUAGCUUCAAUAACGAUGGUGAUGGGGAUGAAGAUGAUGAACUUGAGGUUGACGAUCGGGAAAGAGAAGAUUUGGAGCAACAUAGAAUCCUUGUUCAGGAUAAAAGUGGCAAAACCGUCACUGCUAAAUUCUCUGAUCCUGACGUGGAGGGGAUCGGUGAUGAGGCAUCUCAGUUUAUGGUCCAUUCUUACGACGGCUUUGUUCCUCAGGAUGACUCUGGAAUGCCUCUGUUUGAAAUGCCCCACUUAGGUGGUGGUGUGAUCAGCUCCAUCAGUCGAGCGACACUCAGCUUGCGUCGUAGCGGCGGCAGUGCUGUUAGCAGCUUUCGCAAGUCUGACUUUGAUUCGAAACGCAAUUCUCCACACAGUGCUUCAAGCGUCACUGCUUCAUCAGGCUCUAGCCAUCAUCAUUACCGACAAUCUAUGUUCGGGCGGUCUCGUCGUUUGAGUUCACGUCAGGCAGCUACUCAACGGACGGUUGGCCAUCAUGGUCGACAUUCAGAUAGCAGCAUUGCCACCCACACUGAUCGUAUACAUACUAUCGGAUUAAGCGACAACGAUGAUUAUGAAGAGGAUGUAAAUGAUACUGUUGACCAACCUGCUUGUGAUGAUGAUAACGAUGACGCGGAUUCUUUGAUUGGUGUUGAUGCCAUGAUUUCUGGUCAGAAGUAUAAUUCUUCGCGUCACUUAGGUGAUCCCCUUGUGACCUCUUCGGCUUCAACGCUCUCGGUUGCUUCCUCACGUUGUACCGGAGGUACGGCCUUUUCCCUAGAUCAUUCAGACUUGACAGGCACCAUGGAUUCAUUGUCCACAUUGAUCGGGCUCGAAGAUUCGGUAGAGUCGCCUGGAAGGCACUCAGUUGACAAAGAUGCUGAAACAGGUCUCAUAACCACAUCUUCUUGUGGUAGAAGCACCUAUCUUCAACAAGAGCAGGUCUUGGAAUCAAAAUCUGUCAGUGAAACAGGCCUAUUUCAAUCAUGCAGUAGCAGCUUCGCAAAUAAUACUAACACAGAACACGAAGAAGAGCAGAAUGAAGUUAUGAAAGUUAUCCAAGGCCAACUCUCGCAGGAAAAUGAAAUCGAAACUCCAGAUAUACCUGCUUAUAAUAAAACUGAAGGUAGCGCUGAAGACAAGGACGAAGAUCCGGCUACUCCGGUAGCUAUUUGGCAUCGGAAGCAGGUUUCUCAAGGUCGGAGAUUCGUAUUUACCAGAGCAGCAGGUGGAACUUCUUCGGCUUUUUCUUCGCCCAUGCACCAGUCAGUUUGUGUUAGCUCCGGCAACGCCAAUUACCAUGGCCAAGUAACCACUGGAGUCACAGCUAAUGCAUUAGCAGGGUUAAAUGAAAACAGCAUAAGCAAUGCUGAAGGCAGAAGUGGUAGCCACAACCUCAAUGGUGGCUCUGGUGGAAAUAUGCUUCAACGUAGCCUUCGUGGCUUCUUACAACGUAGGUCAGCACAUUUAGUUUCUCCUCUUUCGUCUACCCCAGGAGCGGUAUCUGGUAUAAUCGAAACAAACGAAAUGACAUCUAGUGCCAGUGUAUCCCGUGGCUCUGGUAGGACUGAUGCAAUGGUUCUGGGAGUCCCUUCUGCUGGGAGUAGUGGUUUCUAUUCGGCUGCAUCAUCUUCGGUCUCUUCGUCUUCUGGCGGAGUCGGAGAAGUUUGCCACCAGGGUCAGCCAAAAAAGCAAAAUCAUCGACAACUACGCCGACGUGCUUCUGCUGUUAUCAACACCAAUGAAACGGAUAGCACCAGUCCAGGAUUUUCUAAUUCCCUUGUAGCAUCGACGGGCUUGGCGACACGUUCGUCUCGUCGCCGCGGCCCCGUUUCUGUAGUAUCGUCCCUCUCUCUUAUCGGCAGUUGUUCACCUGCCGCUUGCACUACAGUCCCAUCUACUGCUGCUACCGCAACUACGGGCAAGUCACAAGCUAAACUUCAUCAACAGCAGGUUGCGGCGAUGACAACUCGUAAUUCUGAGUCAACAAACACAGGCCCCUCGGCCUUUACUGGCUCUACCAGACAACGCCGUUCUAAAGGCUCUUCACUUUUAGCCGCUUUUGGGGCCAUUGCAACUGGAACUAGUUUAUCCAAUGCCUCAGUCUCGGGCUCCUCAUCCGUUGUUAACCAAACAAGUGACUCUCAAGUAGCAUCCAGCAGUCAGACCGGCUCUUCAGUGCUGAGGGUAGGUCGGUUGUCGUCCUCGCUGGUUCAAGCAGUCUCAGCAUCGACUGGGUUGAUGCCUUCAGAAGUUACUGGCUCUCGUGCUGCGCAGUCAAAUCGCAACCGCGGUCAGCAUGGGAAUUAUAAUCACCACAGCUCACAUCAGCACCAGCACCAAACACUUCAUUACCCACACCAGCAUCAGCAGCAGCAGGAUCAGCCCAUGAACACUGGUUCAUCUGCCAUGGCACAGUCGCAAAUGCGCUUAUCUCCUGUAUUCUAUCUGGGAGGACAUCGAUUGCCGCCUGACUUGCCACUUUUCGCAGCUAUUAAACAGUUUAGCCCAGUCCUGACUCAGCAUCUGGCCGAAAAUCGACUGUCUGAGAUGCGUGACAGAACGCAGAAACGCUCAAGUGAGAAAGCAGAAGCAAAGUAUAUAGAGGCUGAUGUAGAAGGAGAAGCUGAUAAUGAUAAUUUGGAAGAUGAGGGUUGCGAGAUGAUAGAUCAACUGAAAGAAAACCAGGUUUGA